This is a messenger RNA of Linepithema humile (Argentine ant), 3579 nucleotides long. Lineage: Eukaryota; Metazoa; Arthropoda; Insecta; Hymenoptera; Formicidae. The record is from RefSeq and is a predicted model, not a curated record.
AGCGUGUUUCUAGCACGAGCAUUUCCGCAAAGAAGUGUAUCGGUUGUGAUUCGCCGUGUCUCGCGAGCUUUCAAGAAUUUCUGGGAAGUCCUAGAUUCUCGUCUGCUUCGGCGGUUCUUAUAAGACGAUGAACGGAACGAUGGCCAUGGCACCAACAUCACAAAAUAAUCUGGAGCCACCAGCAAAAAAGAGCAAAGUAGAAGAUGUUACAGCGGAGAGACAGUACAGAAUCCGUGGCCUACGACUGAGCUGAUCAUGAGCGUGCGCCAAACAAAGAAAGAGAACGCUACAUUCGUUGAACAGAACAAAUCUGAGUUUAACAAACUCCCACUGAUACUGCAUCUCUUGUCGAGUACCAAAUAUGAUGCAUACUUUAGAUAGGUCAGCAUUUUAGGGUUUAGAGUUUUUUAAAUCCUGAUUGUGAGCCUCUGUUAUGUAUGAGCAAUAUUUAAUCUUGCGAAUGAACAACGAUAAAUAGUUUUCUUUCUUUAUUGAUAUGUGCAAAACGUUGCAUUUUAAUGUAUAUGAUUAUCUUAUGGAAUUAUAUUAAACAUAGUAGUCUACCUUGCGAAUCUCAAGGUAUCUAGAGGCUCAUAACCGGGAGUGGCAAUGGCGAAGGGUGUGUACUAAAUUUGCCAUGUAUGAAACAUCAAUUUAUAUCUAUGUUAGGUGAUAAUGAAAUCGAGAAGUCCCAGCACUUGGACGUCGAUAUAGCCAAUGAUGUUGCUUAAAGAUUGGUUUCAAUCCCUCUUAAUGUGACUUGAAUACGUAGUGUUCCUGUCUGUGACUUUACAGCUUCGUCUUCUCAUUUUGUUUUGCCAUUGCUACGUGGGACACGCUAUUUCGAGGCACGUUAUAACGAUGUCCGAGUGUAUGUAGGUGAUGUACCUGAAAAAUAACAUCAAAUAUGAUCGAGGAUAAAGGAUAAUGGAAUUGUGUGAUAUAAUUCCUUAACUCACUCAGGAAUUGCUGUAAUUCUAUUAAUAUUAAUAGUGGAAAAAAUUUUACGUAUCUGCAAUGAUUAAGAUCUCGCCAUUGCUACAUGAAACAUGUUAGGUUGAGAUGUGGUAGGUUGGAGAAGGCAAAAAUUAAGAACAUGGCGCAGAAAAUGCACUGAGAGUAUUCUCCUUUGCUUUGUGCUUACAGAUUUGUGCGUCGCCUCAAUCUCGGAUAAUUUGCGCACAACCGUCAUUGCUCAGCCCAGAACACGGUUAGCUGUAAAUCGAAUAAUCGAACAAAACUUUUAAUUCACGAAAAGUCGAACUGACUUCUGUUUUCUGUUUCUGAUUUCUGUUUCAGAGACUAGCAGACCAAAUUGGUUAUGAAACCUAAUCUAAUUAUGAAUAGUCUGAUUUUUGGGGCUGAUAUUGUGCAAACAGUAACUAAAACUAAAAUUUAAUAUUUUUUCGGCUAAUGGCUAAUUUUAUCGGUUUAAUGCAUACUUCGGAAUAAUGUUCGGGCAAUACAAUUUCUCUUACUAAGUCGUUGUGUCGUUUCUGAUAAAAUUUCUUAUCUGUGGUCUUCGAAUCUACGCUUUGUUUCUUCCAACAGCAUGCAUCAAACGAGAAAUAUUUCUCUGUUUUGAUGUUUGCACAAACAUGUGGUUUUCAUAUGUAUGUUUUGCAUAUUUAUCUCUAUAAUACAUUCGCACACACGCCGACACACACACAGACAUAUUUAUUGAAAAAGAUGUAAUAUUCCUUGAUCGUUUUAAUUUCUGUGAACUUACAGUUUGGAGGACGGUUUUAUCAUAGCAGCUUCUGGCACAGCGUCACGGUACUCCCGUGUUAAGAAUGAUAUUCCACAAUACGAAUAAGACUAAUGCGUCUGCAUACAUCCCAAUGCGACUAAUAGAAGUUUUACUAGCCUAGGGCGAUAGGAAGUGCAUCAGAGUUCUUACCAGGCCCUAUAUAUGAUCUCAAUCAAAUAGGCCAGGUUGUUGCUGGACCUGGUGCUAAAUAUCUAACAUUACCUGGGAUAUUAGGAGCUGGCCUACCGAAAAUUUCAUCCGAACAGCAGGAUACAGUAAAUAGGGCGAAGAAGUAUGCGAUGGAGCAAAGUAUCAAGAUGGUCCUCAUGAAGCAAACAUUGGCCCAUCAACAACAGCAAAUGGCUAGUCAACGGAAUCAGGUUCAACGGCAGCAGGCACUCGCGCUUAUGUGCAGGGUUUAUGUGGGCAGCAUCAGUUUUGAAUUGAAAGAAGACACGAUCAGACAAGCCUUCUUGCCAUUCGGACCAAUCAAGUCUAUCAAUAUGUCUUGGGAUCCUGUUACACAAAAACACAAGGGAUUUGCUUUUGUUGAAUAUGAGAUACCUGAAGCCGCGCAACUCGCUUUGGAACAAAUGAACGGUGUCAUGAUUGGUGGCCGCAACAUCAAGGUUGUAGGACGUCCGUCCAAUAUGCCUCAAGCGCAAUCUGUGAUCGAUGAGAUAACCGAGGAGAGUAAACAUUACAAUCGCAUAUAUAUAGCGUCGAUACAUCAAGACUUGACGGAGGACGAUAUUAAAUCCGUCUUCGAGGCGUUUGGGCCGAUAACGUACUGUAAGCUUGCGCAAGGCAGCUCGCCGCACCGUCACAAAGGUUACGGUUUUAUUGAAUACGAGACAAUGCAAGCGGCAUUGGAGGCUAUCGCCUCCAUGAACCUGUUCGAUCUGGGCGGUCAAUAUCUAAGAGUAGGUAGAGCGAUAACACCACCGAACGCGCUUAUGGGGCCGCCUAGUGGUACCAGCAUGAUGCCUACCGCGGCUGCAGUGGCUGCGGCAGCUGCAACAGCAAAGAUUCAAGCGAUGGACGCUGUUGCUAGCAAUGCCGUUGCGUUGGGUCUCACAAAACUUGGAGCCACCGCACCACCGAUUCUGAAUCAAGCACUACCAGGCGUACGGCCUACUAUUGCACCCGCAACAAUGAUGGCACCACCAACAGUAGCGACGGUGGCACCAGUAAUACCUCCACCUGGCAUAGCUAUACCGCAAACCUUAACGCGACCACCAGCCAUCAUCCAACCAAUCCCCGGUCAACCAGUAGUCAUACCACCUCCCGCAGUUGUCGCUCCUACGAUCGUCGGCACACCAGUUAUACCGGUUACAACAACCGCAAAUUCCGAUAUUAUGAGGCGAGCGCAGGAACAAGCAGCUCAUCAGAAACAACAGGAGGAGCUGCAGAAAAAGUUGCUAGAAGAAACAGAACCACAGACGUUACAACAACAAGAAAAUAUGUCGAUCAAAGGACAGAGCGCGCGUCAUCUCGUCAUGCAAAAACUUAUGCGUAAAGUCGAGUCCCGAGUUGUUAUUUUGAGAAACAUGGUAGCACCGGAGGAUGUAGACGAGACUCUCCAGGAAGAGAUUCAGGACGAAUGUUCCAAAUUUGGUGUGGUCGAACGAGUUAUUAUUUAUAAGGAGAGACAAUCUGAAGACGACGAAAAUGCCGAAGUUAUCGUGAAGAUAUUCGUCGAAUUCUCUCAAAUGAGUGAAGCGGAACGUGCAAGAGAUUCGUUAAAUGGUCGUUAUUUUGGUGGACGAUUAGUUAAAGGAGAACUAUACGACCAAGCCCUAUUUGACAAUAGUGAUUUUUCCGGUUGA